Messenger RNA from Paramacrobiotus metropolitanus, 1136 nucleotides. Its product is annotated as chymotrypsinogen A-like. Bases 78 to 992 code for a protein of 304 amino acids. The transcript has 4 exons. The record is from RefSeq and is a predicted model, not a curated record. NCBI's taxonomy places the organism in Eukaryota, Metazoa, Tardigrada, Eutardigrada, Parachela, Macrobiotidae. Gene Ontology annotation, biological process: proteolysis. Gene Ontology annotation, molecular function: serine-type endopeptidase activity.
GCUUACAAAUAGCGUAAAUGUAGCACUAAUAUCCCGCAUCAACUUGCUGCCUUCCGCUCACAGAAAACCGCUCUACCAUGGUUCGCUCCCUUUUCGUUGUUGCCGCCGUCCUCGUUGCCGGUUUGGCCGCCGUAUCCAACGGUCAAGAGGUCACCUCGUGCGGUGUACCGGUGGUAGAUCCGGUGCUGACCAGUGUCACCAAAGUGCGUGGUGGGGAAACGGCCAAGAAGGGUUCAUGGCCGUGGCAAGUGCGCCUGGGAAUGCGCGACUUCCUGGGAAGGACACAGUUCUUCUGCGGCGGAAGCAUCAUCGACAAAGACCACAUCCUGACCGCAAGCCAUUGCUUUGCUCAAGGUACUCCGUUCGGUGCGACCUUUUUCGUUCGGGUUGGUGACCACCAAGACAACACUGUGGAAGUUGGCCAGAAAGACUAUAACAUCAAGACCAUCCGCAAACAUGCCCAGUUCGGUAUGACCGCCACCGGUGUCAGCAACGACAUUGCCCUGCUGAAACUGUCCAGCUCCAUUGCCUUCUCCGACAGCGUGUCGCCGGUGUGCCUGCCGGAAAAGAAUUCAGACACUCUGCCUGGCCGCACCUGUGUGGUGACCGGGUGGGGCAGCACCGUCAACCAGUCCACGGGGAUCUUCCGGGCGCCGGCCCAGCCCAUCCUUCGACCCAGCACGGUCUUGAAACAAGCCAAAAUGUCUAUUCUGGAUCGUGACACCUGCAAGCAGGCCUGGAGACCGAUUGUCAUUCGGGAUUACAUGACCUGCACCUAUGAUGAUGCCGAUGAAUGGGUGGCCAACGUUCAUGGUGAACCGUGCCAGGGUGACAGUGGUGGCCCUAUGGCUUGCAAAGUGGACGGAAGCUCUACUUGGAAUGUCGAAGGUGUCGUCAGUUUUGGCGCUGGGUGCGGUCAGCGAGGCCCGGCUGUUUUUACCAGAGUAGCCAGCUUCAUCGACUGGAUCGACCAGCAAAAACUGACCCUUUAAAGCAUUUUCUCCAAUUCUUACACCGGUUUAUGGCUGCCGGGACUUUGUACAAGAAUUUGUAUCACAAAAUUACCAUCAAUGGCCGUUCAAAUAACGGUGGUCACUGUACGCUCAUUAAAACAAUAAAAUCUCAUUCAGUUUGAA